Telopea speciosissima is the source of this 474-nucleotide messenger RNA. RefSeq names its product S-norcoclaurine synthase 1-like. NCBI's taxonomy places the organism in Eukaryota, Viridiplantae, Streptophyta, Magnoliopsida, Proteales, Proteaceae. Gene Ontology annotation, molecular function: signaling receptor activity; protein phosphatase inhibitor activity; abscisic acid binding. The record is from RefSeq and is a predicted model, not a curated record. Gene Ontology annotation, cellular component: cytoplasm; nucleus. Bases 1 to 474 code for a protein of 157 amino acids. The transcript is spliced from 2 exons. Gene Ontology annotation, biological process: abscisic acid-activated signaling pathway.
AUGCGUGGGAGACUAUCAUACGAGCUGGACGUAGGCGCUUCUGCUGAAGAAGUGUGGAAGAUAUAUAGUUCACCAGAGUUGCCAACUAUUCUUGCUAAAAUCUACCCUGGUGUUACUGAAAAGAUUGAAAUGAAUGGCAAUGGGGGUGCCGGCACUACCAUACAUAUCGUGCUUGCUCAAGGGUUACCAGAGCCACGCAGCUGGAAGGAGGUAUUUGUGAAGAUAGACAACCAGGAACGUCUGAGAGUUGUGAAACAAAUUGAAGGUGGAUAUCUUGAUAUGGGUUUUGAUUCAUUUGAGUAUUACUUCAAAAUUAUUGAGAAAGAUGAACAUUCAUGCAUCAUUAGAUCAACCAUGGCUUUCGAGAUUGAUGACAAGUUAGAAGGAAAGGCUUUUCUUGUCAAUGGUAAUUUGAUGUGGGGAAUGGCAAAAGCAAUUGCAAGCUAUGUUGUGGAGAAUGUUGGGAAAACCUAA